Klebsormidium nitens is the source of this 807-nucleotide messenger RNA. The record is from the annotation of a GenBank genome assembly. Lineage: Eukaryota; Viridiplantae; Streptophyta; Klebsormidiophyceae; Klebsormidiales; Klebsormidiaceae.
AUGGACCUACACAUAGCAGCUCUCUCGCACAAGUCUGUGGCCAAGGAAUAUCAAAGCCGCCAUGGAAACAACGAGCGUUUGGAGUUCCUUAGGGACUCCGUUAUAAACCUGGUGGUGACGAAGUACUUGUAUGAUCGGUAUCCGGAGAAGGCAGAGGGCUUCCUCACACGGAUACGCACCAAGCUCGUACGAAGCUCGUGCCUGGCCUCCUGGGCCCGCGAUAUUGGGCUACACGAGCUGAUCAUGAUGAGCUCCAAAGCCCUCGUUGAGGGUUGGAACACGAACACGAAAAAGCUCGAGGACGUUUUCGAGGCAAUCGUAGGAAGUCUCUUCCUGGACGUGGGCAUCGCUGCAUGCAAGCGGCUGCUGUACCCCAUGCUGGACAGGGUCGACUACCUGGACGUCGAGGAGGACACUAACUGGAAGGACCUCUUACUUCGGAAGAUGCAGGCCGUGCAUUCGUACAUGGUCACCAACCAGCUGAACAUGAGUCAGUAUGGCACGGAGACGCUUCCUGCGUAUGUGCUGAUAGGGACGCGCGGGUCUCAGCACUCGAAGAUGUUUGCCAUAACCGUCACCGUGGCUGGCGCCCCCGUCGGGCAAGGCGAACAUACUCGCAAGAAAGAGGCAGAACAGGUGAUCCUGGCAGAAGUGACCUGCUUGUCCUCUUUGAAGAGCUUCGUCAUAAUCUUCUUCACGACCACGCUCGGCUGUGGGCCUUUUACUUUCUUUAUGUCUUUUCCUAGCGUGCUGACCACGUCGGUUCCGUCGGAAGAAACGAUGCUGACGACUUCGAACGACCGCUGA